AUGGGGUUGUACUACACGAUUGCGUUCUACCAAGAACGGAUCAUGAUGGUGACCAACUCACACAUUAUCAGUGCUGGACGAUUCGGGCUUUUUGUAAUCAUUAUCUUAUUGCACAUUGCAACCCUGGCAAUCAACUACGUCAACGGGACUAGGAUUGCUGAAUUUCCACGAACGAUUCAGAACAUUGAUCGACAGAUAUCGAUUCUCUUCCAUCACACAUGGAACUAUCAGAAAGAGCACCUAGCUAAUAUUGUGUUCAUCGUUAUCAGAUUCGCGGAGUGGUUUGUGAUCAUUCGCGUCCUUCAGUACACAAUUGAUCCCUUCGGAACUGCCAAGUUAAUCGAUGGCUUGAUCAUGACUACAGCUUUCAAUUGGGUGAACAUCGGCUAUCAAGUAAACGCAGUCAGCUGGUUGAUAAUUUUGAGCACCAUACGGAAAAGGUUUUCGGUGUUAAAUCAUCAUUUGAGAAUGACCCUUUUGGACGACUCAAUACCACACAAAGACCCGCACCAGCUUCACAGACUCACCCUGAAGCUCGGCAUCCUACAUAGUCAGUUGUGCGAUACCGUUGACUGUUUCAAUCACUGCCACUCGACAACGAUGAUGUUUUCCUUAGCACCAGCCUUCGGUUUCACGGUGUUUUCGUGGUUUGGACUGAUUCACGCGUACGCAGCCAGAGUCGACGAGUUAGUUCUUCACUCCUGGACGACAGUGACGUUGAGUUUCAACUAUAUUUCGUUCGUGUUCUAUGUUGUAUUGUUUUCCGCAAAAGUUAAUGACCAGAUCAAGCAGACGGCAAUUGUCGUUCACAAGGCCAUUGGUUAUCGUACAUAUGAUAAGGAAGAAAGUCGACAGUUGAAAAAGUUUUCGCAACAACUUUGGCAUCAUUCACCGAGUAUAGUUUGUGAAUUGUUCGCUUUUGAUUGGGAACUUGUUUAUACUAUGAUUGGGUCGCUCAGCACGUAUCUAGUGAUUCUUAUGCAAUUCGAUCUGGUGAACUACUCAAAUUAUAAUACUACAACGAAGCACUAG
Messenger RNA from Aedes albopictus (Asian tiger mosquito), 1032 nucleotides. RefSeq lists its product as uncharacterized. Gene Ontology annotation, cellular component: axon; membrane; neuronal cell body. The record is from RefSeq and is a predicted model, not a curated record. The coding region runs from base 1 to 1032 and encodes 343 amino acids. Gene Ontology annotation, biological process: chemosensory behavior; sensory perception of taste; male courtship behavior. The transcript is spliced from 5 exons. Lineage: Eukaryota; Metazoa; Arthropoda; Insecta; Diptera; Culicidae.